Molecule: messenger RNA, 1450 nt
Organism: Doryrhamphus excisus (bluestripe pipefish)
Lineage: Eukaryota; Metazoa; Chordata; Actinopteri; Syngnathiformes; Syngnathidae
Product: high mobility group protein B2-like
Biological process (GO): regulation of transcription by RNA polymerase II
Source: RefSeq, a predicted model, not a curated record
GGGGGCGUGGUCUGGGGGCGGUACUGGUCCUCAGCUCGACCCAGUUUGAAAGUGAACCGACGGUCCAGUCUCUGCUUCAGCCACCAGACAACAACAAUAAACCGCGAGUGGUCAAAAGCAGAAGCCCGAUCCCAAGUGUGCUUCAGCCUGUCGCCGGCCCUCCUGACGAACCAGCCACCAGACUACCGGUGAAAACGCACCCUCAGAGUGUGUUGUCGUCCCAGCAGGCUGCCACAAUGAUGCGAAAAGAUGUGAACAAGCCCAAGGGAAAGACGUCGGCAUACGCCUUCUUUGUGCAGACGUGUCGAGAGGAGCACCGCAAGAAGAACCCAGAGCAGUCUGUCAACUUUGCAGAGUUCUCCAAGAAGUGUUCAGAGAGAUGGAAGGCUCUGUCUCCCAGUGAUAAGAAGUGUUUCGAGGACAUGGCCAAGGCUGACAAGGUGCGUUAUAACCGGGAGAUGAGAGACUACGUCCCGCCCAAAGGCUUUGGAAAGAGAGGCCGCAAGAGGAAAGACCCCAAUGCGCCCAAAAGACCACCGUCUGCGUUCUUCGUCUUCUGCAGCGAGUACCGUCCCAGCGUGAAGCAGCAGUACCCGGGCCUCUCCAUAGGAGACUGCGCCAAAAAACUGGGAGAGAUGUGGAGCAAGCUGUCGCAGUCUGACAAGCAACCGUACGAAGAGAAGGCGCAGAAACUCAGAGAGAAAUACGACCGGGACAUGGUGGCGUAUCGGGGUGGCGCCUCAUAUGGUAGGAACCCCGGUUCGUCUGCGCAGGGGGGUGAGGAAGAAGAGGAGGAUGAAGGCGAGGAUGACGAAGAAGAGGAUGAAGAUGAUGAGUAGGGACACAGCUGUAGGGAUACAGAGGUGUGUGUGCGUGUGUGCGCGUGCGUGUGCGUGUUUGAGGAGUAAGGUCAAAUUUCAGAUCUUUCACACAAACUUCUUUUUAGAGAAAAGACGUCUCCAAGCUGCUGAUUGGCUUAUAAAGUGGCAGGGGCGGAGCUUCACAGGAGGCGUGGUUACAGAUAGACAUACACACGGGAGCCAAUCAGAGGCACUUGUGUUGUCCCCCUCAAUGGACUGACACUGUCGUCCUCGUUGUCCUCAUUUGUGUGUUUUUUUGAAAUUUACUUGAGCUUCUUGCUCCUUGUGUUGUGCUUUAGAGGUCAAAGGUCACAGAUCAGCCGGGCCAUGUGACGUACACACACACACACACACACACUGUGGAUAACUGAUUGCUUGUGUGUGUAAGAUGAGGUCAUUGGAUGUUACAAGUGUCUGAGGAGGAUGACACUCUCUGUUGGUUACCCCCACCGGCCCCUCCCCCAGCCAAGCUUACCUGUGUGUUACCAUGGAGACCUUGGACUCUUCAUUGUCAUGUUGUUUUUUAAAAAUUUUUUGUUCACCGUCAAUGUAGAAACGACUUUUAUAAUAAAACAAACGAGGAAAAUGUA